This is a messenger RNA of Neoarius graeffei (lesser salmon catfish), 1965 nucleotides long. Its product is annotated as piggyBac transposable element-derived protein 4-like. The transcript has a single exon. The record is from RefSeq and is a predicted model, not a curated record. NCBI's taxonomy places the organism in Eukaryota, Metazoa, Chordata, Actinopteri, Siluriformes, Ariidae. The coding region runs from base 1 to 1965 and encodes 654 amino acids.
AUGGCGGCGCGGAAAAGAGGAGAGCUUUUUACCAUUUUGGAAACGAGUCCGGACACAGAAGCGAGCGCGGCCUCUGAUGGGGAAGAGUGUCCGAGAAAUCUCCCCGUGGACGUAAAGUGGUUCGAGUUGCCUUUCAGGGAGCCCGAGUCGGACGAGAACGAAGAGGGUGAGUGCGGGCUGGAACACACAACCUCUGCGGUAGAAGACGCUGCGGACUAUGUAGCAGGAGGCGGCUGCAACAUUAUUUUAGUGACAGGAAACGGGAUCAAACACGACGAGUACGAAGAUGAGUCCUAUUAUGCGAGCUCGAACAACUGCUCAGAGACCGCGUCGACCGAUUCGGAUAUUGAUUUUUCCGACUUAGAGGAGGAGGAGCGUCCGGACCUGUUCGGCUCCUUUGAUCUUUUGGAUGACGACUGCGGCGCUCUGGAUUUCUGGGGCGAACCCGACCAGGUCAUCUCGAUCGAGGCGUUUAGCGCCGACAGUGGCCCUCAGCACUCACUAGGGGAUGAUGCUGACACUUUGGACUAUUUCCGGUUGCUCUUCCCAGAUUCAUUGUUUGAACACAUGGUGGAACAAACAAAUAACUACGCCCUCUAUCGGCAGAGGAGGAGCGGUCGAUCAGACGCCCACUGGCACCCGACUGAUGUGAGAGAGAUGCGAGCAUACGUAGGUCUUAACGUCCUGAUGGGUAUCAAUCAGCUCCCGGAUUAUGGCAUGUACUGGGCAAGCGAUAUUUUCAUAGGCAAUGCUGGUUUUAAGAAAACAAUGACCGCUAGGCGGUUUGAGAAGCUGAACCAGAACCUGCACCUGUGUGACCGCUUGUCCGAGCCGUCCAAAGGCGAGCUCGGAUAUGAUGGCUUGUACAAAAUCCGGCCUCUGCUGGACAUAGUGGGAAGCACGAUGUGGGAAGCCUAUUUACCAAAUCGGUGCUUGACUAUAGAUGAGUGUGCCAUUUCCACUAAGGGGCGCUUUUCCCCGACGCAGUACAUGCCCUCGAAGCCUUUGCGGAAAGGCCUGAGGGUGUGGAUGCUUUGCGACUCCCGCUCAGGCUACUGCCACCGAACGCGGCUUUACGUGGGUAAACCGAGUGACGAUGCAACUGCCAGUACAGUGGGCCACCGAGUGGUUACCUCGCUGGUUAGAGGACUGGAAGGACGCUACCAUCACCUCUUUAUGGACAGCUUCUUCACGUCUGUGCCACUGUUGCAGCGGCUCCUGCAAGAUGGCCUGUAUGCCUGCGGGCCAACCAACCCAAAUCGCCGUGGCUACCCUGACGCUCUUAAACCCCGCAAUGUAGGCAAGCUGGCCCUGGGGGAGUUCUACCAGUGCCAGCGUGGUAAUCUAGUGGCCACUGUCACUCGGGAUGCCAAGGUAGUCAGCUGCCUGUCAUCUAACUCUGCACCAGGCAUCGUGGGCAUAGGGCCAGGCAAGCGGGAUGGCGAAGGCAGCGACGGGGACUGCAGCAGCCUUUCGAGCUAUGGGAUCGCUCGGCCUCUGCCGCUGCUUUUGUACCAGGAAAACAUGCGUGGUGUGGACUUGUGUGAUCAGCUGAGGGAGUGCUAUCAGGUAGGACGUCCGUGCAAGAAAUGGUGGCGCUAUUUCCUAUGGUUUUACGUCAACCUGUGCAUUGUUAACGCUUAUAUUAUCCUGCGUGAGAGUCGCAGUGGCGCUCCGCCAGCUGGCUUUAAUGGCAAGGAGUUUACACAGCGCCACUUCCGUGUGCGCUUGGCACAGCAACUUAUUGGGGACUACCAAGGUGCUCGGGGCAUGGAGCGAGCUGCCCGCAAACGCCAUGCUGACUCACCCCUUGAGUACGGACACCGGCUGGAGCGCAUGUCAGAACGCUCACGCCGCUGCCGGAACUGCACCAACAAGGGCCUGCGGCACGAGAGUGUGUUUGGCUGCAAGAUCUGCAAUGUGCACCUGUGUAGAGGGGGGUGCUUCAGUGAAUUCCAUAAAUAA